Messenger RNA from Pomacea canaliculata, 3344 nucleotides. RefSeq names its product ankyrin repeat and death domain-containing protein 1B-like. Bases 1779 to 2651 code for a protein of 290 amino acids. Gene Ontology annotation, molecular function: protein binding. The transcript is spliced from 16 exons. Gene Ontology annotation, cellular component: nucleus; cytoplasm. NCBI's taxonomy places the organism in Eukaryota, Metazoa, Mollusca, Gastropoda, Architaenioglossa, Ampullariidae. The record is from RefSeq and is a predicted model, not a curated record.
UUAUCCACUCCAUGCCAGUUUACAGCAACCACUCCCCUCUCCUCUCUAUCCCACUCUCUCAGCAGACUAAGUGGUUGGUAAGAAGCCAGGUCAGCAGUGUUCGAACUCUUUUGAAAGCAUGGCAAACAUGUGCGUGAAUCACUACUACCACCCGACACCCGCUUUAAAACUACCCCCGAGAAUCCAUUCCUUAGCUCUGAUGACGUCAAGUAAGAAUGAAAAUACCCGAAGCGAGGAGUAGUUGUUGAGCAGAGUCUCCCACCCGUGUGUUUAUCACCAGUCGAACUCGCGCAGGUGUUCAUUAGUUUCUCACCGGCGACGCGGGCAGUAGGAGGGCGGGCAGGUGAGAAUCAAAGAAGCAGCUCCCAGUGGUGUACGUGUUCUUACGGCAACAAACCUUGAACUGUACACCUUCCAACUUCAACAAUGGGACAGGUUGCGAGGAACAUAACACAAGAUUGGUAGCAACGUCCGGAGUUCGCAUGGGGGACUUGGAUCGCAGAUACUGGGGAAGGUUGUGGGAUGGGCUGUUAGCCUGCUGUGAACAUCGUGCCUCCAUGCACGUGACAUGAAUAACGUUACCAAUAUCAGCUUCGAGAAUUUCAUCGAUUUCAGGAUUUAUUUGUGAUCCCAUGGCGUGAUAUUAAUGACAGUUCGAAUAGUGUCUGGCAAGAAUGAAGAGAUCAAUAUACAGACUGAUAAGCCAGCGCAGGGCAACUCAACGAUAACCAGAAUUCAGUAGAGCGCUGCAGUUCAUGGAAUUACCCAGGGAAGGAAGGGAGCCGGGGAGAGAGAGAGACGAAUACAAACGAGCGAUUAAAGAUCAUGUUGAUGAGAUAUCAUUUGUUUAAGAAGGAGAAAUCACACGACUUGAACUGGCGAUCGCAAACUGUCGAGGAAACUCCAGUUGGCCAGGACCUGGAGAAGAUUUGAGACCUACCAGAAUCACGUGAUCACAUGACGUUACAGUAGUUAUCGAUGAGCUGCGUUAUCACGUGACUUUUCUGUGUCUCCGAUCUUCGUCGUAAUAAUACUUCGUGCUAGCCAGUGACCAUCGGGGAGAUGAUGACGCUGUAACCGUUGUGGGGGAACCUGCCCGAUUGUGAUGACAUUGUACGCGUCAUUAUGACGUCAUUGAUUCGUAGAGCGGCCUGUUGUCGUCAUUAAUCCCAUCAGCCUUUUGAACGGGGAAAACUUGCAGAUGGAUCACGUGGUCGGUGUGGAACAAGACAGUGAGCAGGCCAAGGACUUGUGUACAAUCCGGGGUUCAUAACGAGGCAUAACGAGAGCCCUAUUCAUGCUGCAUGUACGAGCGGAGACGUUUCAGGUGUGACAGCAUGCAUUGAGGACACCACCCAGCCUCGAGCGCUGGUCAACAAGUACCACGAAGGCCUGACUCCGCUUCACGCAGCAGCGCUGAGCGGCAGUGCGCGUGCGUGUGACGUCAUGCGGGUCCUUCUGGAACAUGGCGCGGAAGUGAACGCGCAGACACUCGGCGACGAGAACACCGCCUUACAUCUCGUGGUAGAGAAUGGUGUCUUCCCGAGAGACUUCAAUAUCAUCGCUUUUCUCAUCGAGAAUGGCAUCAGUCUGUCUGUCCGAAACAGGAAACUGCGCACUGCUUACGACUGUGCCAUGGGGCUCGGACAUGAUGACGUCGCUGCGAUCACUGGAGGGGUCAGUGCCCGAGAGGUCAGGUGUGGAAUGUCUACAAAGAGAAGACUGGCCUCAGAUACGGACCCUGUAUCUCAGAAGCCGUGUUGAACAGCGAUCUCAAGAUGUUGGAGGAGGCUAUACGGCUCGGAGGGAAUCCAAACAUAAUUAACAAGCAUGGUGCUGCAGCUAUCCACUACGCGGUGACGCACUGCUCGCUCCCCGUGAUGGAUGUGCUGGAGAAGCUCGUGGAUGCCGGCGCUGACGUCAAUCUUCGAGAUGAUGAAGGGGACAACGUGUUGAACCUGGCUAUCAAGAACAAGCAACUCUGGGAAAAUGAGCAGAUGGCAGAAGUAGUUAUCUUCCUUCUCAACUGUGGCGCUGAGGCUUCCUUCAAAGAUCUGGACGGUAAAGAUGCGUUCGACCUGGCCGGCGAGAGGGGCUACCACGACAUCCUCGAGAUACUGAGGAGGCCACAAAUGACCCCGCGCCCUACGCAGGAAGAGGACCGAAUGGAACCCAUACCGGAAGAAGAGCCUGAAGCAAGUAUCACAUCCCUGACACCCGAGGAGGAAACAGAAGUCGAGAGCGAAGCUGAGGACAAACAGCCGGCGGCUGAUGUGAACACUCCAAACUCUGAGGGGCUGUAUCCGAUCCACCUGGCUGUACAGAAGGAGGAGUCGCAGGACAGGACAGUGGAAGUAGAUUCAGUCAUCCAGCAAGGCGCAAGGGUCAACCAGACCAUCGAGCAGACCGGAAACACUGCCUUGCACCUGUGCGCCGUCCUCAACCACAGCGACACUGCAGAUCAGCUUCUGCGCCAUGGUGUGGACCUCAGCCUGAAGAACAAGGACGGGAAAACGGCUUACGACCUGGCGAAAGAGAGAGGUCAUCGAGGUGUCAUGGCGGUGAUCGAGGCCAAACUAAAGGGGACGCAGGAUAAGAUGGAGACGGAGAAGGAGAAGGAGAAGAAGUCUGGUUCCUGUCACAUACUAUGAUAUUCGUAGCCUGACACAUACUGUGACACCCUGGCCUGACAGAUCUUGGUGCAGGUCUGUAGGUUACAGACUGAAAGUGUAACAGACUGAUGUAUCACAAUCAACAGACCUAGGUGAAUUCAUGGGAGACGCAGACGACACGGACUUGUGUGGCAAAACUGAUCUUUUUGUGCAUAAGUUCAUGGUGACAAACUUUGCUUGUGUAAUUAUUCGUUAUUUUACUUUUUGUCGUUCAUCCUCCAUCAAAACACGAUCAUUGUUACAUAUUAAUGAAAUUACCUGGUAUUUCUUCGUUCACCUGCAACGGAACACACACGCACGCACGCACAUGCCAGAUAAUGUCAGUCAUGUUUUUAUUCCUGCAGAUUUUUUUCUGAAGGACUACAGCAACCAAAACAAACAAAUAAAAAUCAAUGGAUGACAAUAACUAGACAUUUGAAAAAAAAUGCAAGAUACUUUACAAGAUUUGUGUACUUCAGUGUGUGCAAUAUGAUGUCAAUACAUUUUUCUCUUACUUCUUUGAUUUUUUUGUGAUGAAAAUAAAAGAGAAAGAACUGAGUCUUCCCUCUUUUACCUUUGCGAUAUUGUGACUAUUGUGUUGUAAACGCUUGAGACUCCAGUACAACCGAUGUUGCGUACAGCGCUUCGUUACAAGGGAGACAAUUCAUGAAAACUGGAUCAUCCUCAUGCCUC